Metschnikowia bicuspidata var. bicuspidata NRRL YB-4993 is the source of this 357-nucleotide messenger RNA. RefSeq names its product mitochondrial pyruvate carrier. Gene Ontology annotation, cellular component: mitochondrial inner membrane. The record is from RefSeq and is a predicted model, not a curated record. Lineage: Eukaryota; Fungi; Ascomycota; Pichiomycetes; Serinales; Metschnikowiaceae. The coding region runs from base 1 to 357 and encodes 118 amino acids. Gene Ontology annotation, biological process: pyruvate import into mitochondria. The transcript has a single exon. Gene Ontology annotation, molecular function: pyruvate transmembrane transporter activity.
AUGGCAGCCAGCGCACAACAAGUAUCGAAGUUUUCUCGGUACCUCCAGUCAGAAACCGGCCCUAAGACAGUGCAUUUCUGGGCGCCCGUGUUCAAAUGGAGCUUGGUUAUUGCUGGUCUCAAUGACAUCCAGAGACCCGUGGAGAAGAUCUCGGGCACGCAGCAGCUCGCCUUGUUUUUCACCGGCGCGAUUUGGACUAGAUGGGCCGGUUUUGCCAUCACGCCCAAGAAUUACUUGUUGGCCAGUGUCAACUUCUUUCUUGGCGGCGUUGCCGGCUACCAGCUUAUCCGUGUAGUUAACUAUAGACGCGCGGAGGGCGACAGUCCGGCACAAGUUUUCAAGUACCUUUUCAAGUGA